Harpia harpyja (harpy eagle) is the source of this 1382-nucleotide messenger RNA. RefSeq names its product POU class 3 homeobox 3 (gene POU3F3). NCBI's taxonomy places the organism in Eukaryota, Metazoa, Chordata, Aves, Accipitriformes, Accipitridae. Gene Ontology annotation, molecular function: RNA polymerase II cis-regulatory region sequence-specific DNA binding; DNA-binding transcription factor activity, RNA polymerase II-specific. Gene Ontology annotation, biological process: regulation of transcription by RNA polymerase II; brain development. The record is from RefSeq and is a predicted model, not a curated record. Gene Ontology annotation, cellular component: nucleus.
AUGGCCGCGGCCACCUCUAACCCCUACCUCCCCGGCAACGGCAUCCUGGCGGCCGGCUCCAUCGUCCACGCCGACUCGGGCGGCGGCGGCGGCGGCGGCGGCGGCGGCGGCGGCGGCGGCAUGCAGCCGGGCAGCGUGGCCGUCACCUCGGUGGCGGGCGGCUACCGCGGCGACCCGGCGGCCAAGAUGGUCCAGAGCGACUUCAUGCCGGGCGCCAUGGCCGCCAGCAACGGCGGCCAUAUGCUGAGCCAUGCCCACCAGUGGGUGACGGCCCUGCCCCACGCCGCCGCCGCCGCCGCCGCCGCCGCCGCCGCCGCCGCCGAAGCGGGCUCGCCCUGGUCCGGCAGCCCCGUGGGCAUGACGGGCAGCCCCCAGCAGCCGCCGCCGCCGCCCGACGUCAAGGGCGGCGGCGGGCGCGACGACCUGCACUCGGGCGCGGCGCUGCACCACCGGCCGCCCCACCUGGGCCCCCCGCACCAGGGGCACCCGGCGGCCUGGGGGGCGGCGGCGGCGGCGGCCGCCCACCUGCCCGCCAUGGCCGGCGGGCAGCAGCAGCAGCAGCAGUCGCUCCUCUACUCGCAGCCCGGGGGCUUCACGGUGAACGGCAUGCUGAGCCCCCCCCCCGGCGGGCAGAGCCUGGUGCACCCGGGGCUGGUGCGCGGCGAGACGCCGGAGCUGGGCGAGCACCCCGGGCACCACCACCACCACCACCACCACCACCAGCACCCCGGGCACCACCCGCCGCACCACGGCGGCGUCAACAGCCACGACCCGCACUCGGACGAGGACACGCCGACCUCCGACGACCUGGAGCAGUUCGCCAAGCAGUUCAAGCAGCGGCGGAUUAAGCUGGGCUUCACCCAGGCCGACGUGGGGCUGGCGCUGGGCACCCUCUACGGCAACGUCUUCUCGCAGACCACCAUCUGCCGCUUCGAGGCCCUGCAGCUCAGCUUCAAGAACAUGUGCAAGCUGAAGCCUUUGUUGAACAAGUGGCUGGAGGAAGCCGACUCCUCCACCGGCAGCCCCACCAGCAUCGACAAGAUCGCGGCGCAGGGCAGGAAGAGGAAGAAGCGGACCUCCAUCGAGGUGAGUGUCAAGGGGGCCUUGGAGAGCCACUUUCUGAAAUGCCCCAAGCCCUCCGCCCAGGAGAUUACGAACCUAGCGGACAGCCUGCAGCUGGAGAAGGAGGUGGUCAGGGUUUGGUUUUGCAAUCGGAGGCAGAAAGAGAAACGGAUGACCCCCCCGGGGAUCCAGCAGCAGACCCCCGACGAUGUCUACUCCCAGGUCGGCACCGUCAACUCCGACACGCCGCCCCCUCACCACGGACUGCAGACCAGCGUGCAGUGAGGGGCACCGCGGGCGGGCCGGGGCGGAGUGGAGGG